Neurospora crassa OR74A is the source of this 3363-nucleotide messenger RNA. RefSeq names its product metallopeptidase MepB. Lineage: Eukaryota; Fungi; Ascomycota; Sordariomycetes; Sordariales; Sordariaceae. The transcript has 3 exons. The record is from RefSeq and is a predicted model, not a curated record. Gene Ontology annotation, cellular component: mitochondrial intermembrane space. Gene Ontology annotation, biological process: peptide metabolic process; proteolysis. Gene Ontology annotation, molecular function: metalloendopeptidase activity. Bases 68 to 1963 code for a protein of 631 amino acids.
GGAGAAACUCGUUCAGCUAUCGUCACCGACCCUGACUUCAUCUCACGACUCACGCCUACGAAACGCCAUGACAGGAAUGUACGACAACCCACCCCAGCCCCCAGGGCUCCGAAACCAUACCCCAGAAAGCGUUACUGCCGCCUUCGAAGCAUGGGCCGACAAACACCGUGCUGCGCUAGAUGCGAUCGUAGCCGAUGUCAACCUGAGUGACCCGCAGACUGUCACAUUUGAGAACGUCAUGCGCCCCCAACUCGAGUUUGAGAAUCAAAAGUUCUCGCACAACUUGCGCUUUUACCAGCACGUUUCUGAGAACAGCGAUUUGCGGGAGACCACUCGCAAAAUGGCAAAAUGGUACGAUAACAUCUGGACGGACAUGAACAUGCGCGGGGACGUCUUCCGUGCGAGAGAAGUCCUGUAUCACAAAUCUGGUCUCGCGGCAAGUAGGAAACAGAAUUCCGCUCGGUACAUAACCGAGGACAUUGCAAAGAAUGCAGGUUUUGAGGAUGCUGAGAGUGCUAUCGCUCUGGAGGAAGAGUGGAAAGAGGCAAUCAGGUUAGGAUUGGGUUUACCGUCCAAACCCCAGCGUGAUCGCUUCAAUCAAAUUCAAAAGCGCGUGGAGGCAAUCAAGAGCGAGUUCAAGAACCACCACGCUUCUGAUAAAGGCUGCAACUGGUUUACCCCUGCAGAGUUGGAUGGCAUGGACAACGAUAUUAUUGACCAGUUGGCGAAGGGAACGGGCGAGAAUGAAGGCAGACUUAAGGUCACCUUCGACCCCAGUCAUUACGACAUCUUUCUCAGAGACGUCAAGAACUCGGAGGCUCGAAAGCGCAUGUGGACUGCCAUGGAGAACAAAUGCCCAGAAAACGUCCCGCUCUUUAAAGAAGCCAUGCUUCUCCGAGACGAGGCUGCUCGCCUCUUGGGUUACCCAGAUCAUGCCACAUUGAGGAUUGAAAGCCGAAUGGCGAAGACACCUAGGGCUGUCAACAACUUGCUGAAUGACUUACGAACCCGCCUUGCACCCCUUGCCACCAAAGAGCUCAACCAACUACUACAAACUAAGAAGAAGGACUGCGAGACUCGAAACUUGCCGUUUGAUGGCAGUUUCUAUCACUGGGACUGGGCUUUCUACGCCUCCCAAAUUUCCAAGCAAGAACAUGACCUUGACAACAAGAAGGUUGCCGAAUACUUCCCGAUCGAUUCCGCAAUCACAGGCAUGCUCCGCCUCUUUGGGGUGCUCUUUGGCAUCGUUUUCGUUAGGUUGACCGCAGAGGAUCUUGAGCGUAUCUCCCCUACUGGCGUCGCCGAUGAUGUCAUGUAUCACAGGGACACUAUCAUGUUUAGUGUGUGGAAUGACGAAUCCGAGGGUAAUGACUUUCUGGGAUACCUUUACAUCGACGCCCAUCCACGCGAGGGCAAAUACAGACACGUAGCAAAUUUCCCCCUGGAACUUGGGCACCAGAGAACGGACGGUACGAGGUUUUACCCAUCCACGGCUAUUGUUUGCAACUUCCCUGCGCCAACCAAGGACAAACCGUCACUCCUUGACCACGAACAUAUUGUUGACCUAUUUCAUGAAUUGGGACAUGGGAUUCACUCUCUGGUUUCACGCACUCGCUUCUCUCGUCAUCACGGGACAGCAGGCAAGCGAGACUUUGUCGAAGCCCCUAGCCAGAUGCUUGAACAUUGGACAUGGAGAGCCGAGUAUAUCAAACGCAUCAGCAAACAUUAUUUAACAGGCGAGCAGAUGUCUGACGACAUGGCCGAGCGGAUUGCGGCAAGCAGACAUUUCCUUCAGGCGUUGAGGAACUUGUGGCAGUUAUCAUCCGCGAUUUUUGACAUGGAGGUUCAUUCGCCCAAAUCACGCGCUGCCCUUGAAAACAUGGACUUUACCAAGCGAUACAACGAAUUGAGAAACGAACUAACAGGAAUGAAGGGACCCGAAGCUAUUGGUGAACCGAUGUAAGCUCUAAUGCUGUCAACCUCAUUACUUCCUUCGUAUCUUGUUACCAUUGGUCUAACACCUACUCCUACGACAUGUUUUACUUCGCCUUUGCUAAAGAUCCGAUGGAUAAAUCUCAAGGUCACCGAUUCAGACACACGGUUCUCGAAAAGGGCGCGUCGCAAGACGAGAUGCUCAUACUUGAGCAGUUCCUGGGUCGCAAACCAACCACCGAUGCGUUUUGCAUGGAGCUGGGGCUGGUUGAACCUAUGGAAGAACCGUUGUUGAAGGGAAGUUCCUUCGCUGGACGAGACCCCGUCAUUGAGGGCGCCUCGAGUGAGGAGGAUCCUGCCAUUGAGCAUCACCCUUUCUGAGGGAAGUCCCUCUUGCUGGGGCAGAUUCCAUUGCCGAUGGAGGGUCAUCUGUUGAGUGCGGUCGAGUUAUCUAGGGCGACCCAUCUGCUGAAGGCGGUCCAGUUGUUGAGACCACGUCACCGAGAGAGAGGAUCUGCCACAAAAUGAAGCAUAUUGCAGCACACUUCAGGAGGAACAGGAAUUGAUGAGAGCAUCACAAGAACUACCGCCGCGUUGCUACAACGGUUUCUGUUCUAUCAGGUUCGCUAACAUAUUGUGCUACCACAUAGAACAGAAGAAGGAAAUCAAUUUCGAGGAGGUUAUCUAGUUGGCUCAACUCUUCCCAAUUCGACAUGUGCAUUUUUCCCUUCCAUCACCAUCCUCAUUCAUUUUUUUGCCGAGUUAUUUUAUUAUCCUGCGUGUUGGGACAUCUGAAGGAAUGACUAUCCGGUCCAGGCCUUUUUCCCGGCGGUGAGUCAGUCAGGUCCUCUCCAUUCCCUAUCAUCCAAGAGAGCAGGCUCAACAUCAACAUCCAGACUUUUCUGACAAUAUGAUUCUUCGUGUCGACCCCAUACACCUUAUUAACCUUUCAACUUUGGUUCCCAAGCUCAUCGACACUCACAACAGACUGGACAGAUUUAGGCUAGGCAAGGCGACCCCAGAUAUGCACGGCCGAUGAUCGGAACCAAGCGCCCGCACGAGUGUCCACCUCCCAGGGUCCUGGCAUGGCACCCUCCCCUGGACGGCGAAGGUACUUGAAAGGUACUUCGUCGGACCAUCCAUGUUCGUAGAUUCGGCCAUGCGGCGACGGCGACGACGUCCUAUCUCGUUUCAUCGAUUCUUCUACCAAGAUCAUCAGGUCCGAGAGACCCCAGAAUGCUCUUGGCAAUUGGAGUAACCUCGGGAUCCGGUUACAUAGCUAGAGCUUUGAGGCACCAUCAUUGGUCAGGCUCUAUGGGCGAGCCUCGCUGUGCAUAUCACCGAGGGUGUCCCGUGAUAGUCCGUACUCCGUGGCGCCCAUCGAGCGGCGGCGGCGCAACACCACGUUACUAGUGCAAACGUUAACAUUUG